Arvicanthis niloticus (Nile rat) is the source of this 4981-nucleotide messenger RNA. RefSeq lists its product as uncharacterized. The record is from RefSeq and is a predicted model, not a curated record. Gene Ontology annotation, molecular function: DNA-binding transcription repressor activity, RNA polymerase II-specific; RNA polymerase II cis-regulatory region sequence-specific DNA binding. NCBI's taxonomy places the organism in Eukaryota, Metazoa, Chordata, Mammalia, Rodentia, Muridae. Gene Ontology annotation, biological process: regulation of immune system process; negative regulation of transcription by RNA polymerase II; regulation of cytokine production. Gene Ontology annotation, cellular component: nucleoplasm; nucleus.
GAUCCCUGUCACCUGGGUGGCCCUCGGGUUCGUGCGGCCUAAGCUCUUCUCCAGGAAGCCGCUCUGAGGACCCCUGGAACCCAGAUCCUAUAGCCUCUGUGAACGGCUUCUCCAGGGUAUGAUCCUUGAGGAAGAACAAGCCAGUUCUUGCAAUUCUAGAAUCAUGGCUCAUAGGAUGGUGAUGUUCAGAGAUGUGACAGUGGACUUUUCUCAGGAAGAGUGGGAGUGCCUGAGUUCUUACGAGAGGGAUCUGUACAGAGAUGUGAUGUUGGAGAACUACAGCCACUUGGUGUCGCUGGCAGGAUGUUCCAUUUCUAAGCCAGAUGUGAUCACCCUGUUGGAACAAGGCAAGGAGCCCUGGAUGAUUGUGAAGGCUGAGAAGAGAAGGUGGAGCCGAGAUCUGGAAUCCAGAUACAGCAGUAAAGUGUUAGUUCCAGAAAAGAAUACUUACGAAAUCAAUCUAUCUCCGUGGGAAAUAGUGGAAAGAAUUAAAAAGCAUGGCCUCGAAGGCUCCCUUUGUGGGAAAGACUUUGAAUAUAAAAUAUUUGAAGAACAAGAGAACUCUCAUAGGGUAUAUUUCAGACAUCUGAUAAAAACCACCUCUGGAAAAAGACCUCCGUACAGAAAAAGCACAUCUGUUAGUCUCUAUCAGAAGAAUCCUAACCGAGAAAAGCCUUACGAAUGUGGGGAUUGUGGGAAGGCUUUCAGAGUCCGCCAACAACUUACUUUCCAUCAGAGAAUCCACACAGGCGAGAAGCCCUACGAAUGCAAGGAAUGUGGCAAAGCCUUCCGACAGUGUGCCCACCUCAGUCGCCAUCAGAGGAUCCACGCCUCUGACAAACUCUACGAGUGUAAGAAGUGUGCAAAGAUCUUCACGUGUAGCUUGGACCUUCGAGGGCAUCAGAGGUCUCACGUGGGCGAGAAGCCCUACGACUGUAAAGAGUGUGGGAAGGCCUUUCGAGUCCGGGGACAGCUCAUGCUCCACCAGAGGAUCCACACCGGCGAGAAGCCGUACGGGUGCACCGAGUGCGGGAAGAGCUUCAGGCAGGUAGCACACCUCACUCGGCAUCAGAGGCUCAGCGGUGACAGCUCGCGCCACGCGUGUAAGGAGUGUGGCCAGGCUUUCCUGUGCAGCACCGGCCUGCGGCUGCAUCACAAACUGCACACGGGAGAGAAACCCUACGGCUGCAAAGAGUGUGGGAAGGCGUUUCGGGUGCGGCAGCAGCUCACCCUGCACGAGAGGAUCCACACCGGCGAGAAGCCCUUCGACUGCAAGGAGUGCGGGAAGAGCUUCAGCCGCGGCUACCAUCUCACCCUUCACCAGAGGAUCCACACUGGGGAGAAGCCUUACGAGUGCAAGGAGUGUCGCAAGUUCUUCCGCCGGUACUCGGAGCUCAUUUCCCACCAAGGCGUGCACAUUGGAGAGAAACCCUAUGACUGCAAGGAGUGCGGGAAGGCUUUUAGGCUGUUCUCCCAGCUGACUCAGCACCAGAGCAUCCAUUUUGGUGAGAAGCCGUAUAAAUGUAUGGAAUGCGAGAAGACGUUCAGGCUCCUCUCACAACUUACGCAGCAUCAGAGCAUUCACACGGGCGAGAAGCCCUACGAUUGUAAGGAGUGCGGGAAAGCCUUUCGGCUCCACUCGUCCCUCAUUCAGCACCAGAGAAUCCACUCUGGCGAGAAACCGUACAAAUGUACAGAGUGUAAGAAGGACUUCCGUCAACACUCGCACCUCACCUACCAUCAGCGAAUUCAUAAGAAUUCUUAAGGUGAGAAAUUUGGGGAAGAUAAAAAAUGCAGAAAGACCUUUCCUCCUGGCCCUAAACUUACUCGAUACCGUGAGGUUCAUGUUGGCAAGAAGGCAUUUCAGUGUGAAGAGUGUGGCAAGGCUUUCAGCUUCCGUUCUAGCCUCACUGGUCACAAGAGGAUUCACACUGGGGAAAAGCCUUUCAAAUGUAAGGAGUGUGGGAAAGCCUUCAGAUUUCAUUCACUGCUUAGCGUCCAUGUCCGGACUCACACUGGCGAGAAGUCUUAUGAAUGUAAGGAAUGUGGAAAGUACUUUAAUUACAGCUCCGACCUGACUCGCCAUCACCGGAUUCACACUGGAGAAAAGCCCUAUCAGUGUAGGGAAUGUGGAAAAGCCUUCAGCUGUGGCUCAGACCUUACUCGUCACGAGAGGAUCCACACUGGCGAGAAGCCCUACGAGUGUAAUGAGUGCGGGAAGGCUUUUAUCCAACAGUCUCAUCUUAUUAAACAUCAGAGAAUCCACACAGGUGAAAAGCCUUACAUCUGCAAGGAGUGUGGGAAAGCCUUCACGUGUGGGUCACAGUUAAGUCAACACAGGAAGAUUCAUACUGGCGAUAAAUUGCAUAAAUGUAAGGAAUGUAAAAACUCCUUUAGUUUUGCCUUAGAUCAUACCCAGCGGCAGCUAAUUUACAUUGGUGAGAAGUUCUUUGAAGAUAAGGAAAACGGGAAAGCAUUCUUUCCAGACCCAGAAUUUCCUCGGUGUGAGACAGUUCACACCGGUAAGAAACUGUACGAGUGUAAAGAAUGUGGCAAGGCCUUCAGUCUGCGUUCCAUCGUUAGUAGUCUUAAGAAAAUUCAUAACAGGGAGAAACUUUUUAAAUGUAAGGACUGUGAAAAGGCCUUCCGUUGCCCCUCAGACCUCUCUCGACAUCAGAAGAUUCACACUGGAGAAAAGCCCUACAAGUGUAAGGAAUGUGGGAAAGGCUUUAUUUGCAGAUCCGACCUUGGCCGGCAUCAGAGAGUUCACACCGGUGUGAAGCCUUAUGUUUGUAAGGAGUGUGGGAAAGCCUUCACCCGUGGAGCACACCUGACUCAACAUCAGAAAAUUCAUAGUAAGAAAGCACACGAAUUCAAUGAAGGAGAAAAGGCCUUUGGUUCUGGUUUAGAACCCACUCCACAUUCCUUGAUUCAUACAGGAGAGAAAUUCUGGGAGGGUAAGGAAUAUGGAGAGACCGUCCUUCGUGAUCCAGAACAUACUCAACUUCAGACUGCUAAGACAACAUAUGACUGUAAGGAGAAGGGCAAGGACUUUAGUUGGCGUUCACAUGAUACAGAUCUCAAGACUAUUCAUAUUCGGGAGAAACGUUUUCAAUGCAAGGAAUGUCCGAAGGCCUUCAGAUACAGCUCAGAACUGACCCGACAUCAGAGACUGCAUACUGGAGAAAAGCCAUAUAAAUGUCAGGAGUGCUGGAAAGCAUUUGCUUCUGCAUCAGACCUCGCCCGGCACCAGAGGAUUCACACUGGUGAGCGGCCCUAUGAGUGUAAUGAAUGUGGCAAAGCCUUUAUUCAGCAGUCACAUCUCAUUAAACAUCAGAGAGUUCACAGUGUCGAGCAGCCCAAGGACGUGCUGAAUGCAGAGAAGCCGUUGCUCGGCAGUCAGAUGCUAUUAAGCAUGAGAGAGUUCACACUGGUCAACAAUCUUAUAAAUUUAAGGAGUGUUGGGAAGAUUCUGCUCAUGGCUCAGCUCAAUCAGUGUCAGAAGAUUUAUACUGAUGAGAAAUUAAGUUAAGGUGGGGAACUUGGAAAAGCCUAUUUCUAGGUUUCAGAUCUUACCCAAGCACUAGAAUGUCCACACUGGUGGGAAAUCUAAGACAGAUCUGGGGAAGCCUUCAGCUGUAACUCAAGUCUCUGUCCAUGUCAGUCCCUGGGGUAGAGAAUCCUACAGUGUAAACAGGGUGGAGAAUUUCGUGGGCUCAUGGCUUGCUCAAAGGGAGAAAAUUCAUGAGAGGAAACUGGAUAUAAGGAAUAUGGAAAGACCUUUCUUCCUGGUCCAAAAUUUAAUAGACAUCUAUAAAAUCAUGCUGACUAAAAGAACUGAAUGCAAGGAAUUUAGAAACAUUCGUGAUUCUGAACUGAUAGCAAAUAAAUACUCAAAAGAUACCUAAGAGAUGUGGAAAUGCAUUUCAGAGUCACAGCUUUAGAGAGUGAAGACUGGCAAGCAACCCUGGCUAUCCAAGAAAGGUAGAAAACCUUUUCUCUUAGACUUGCCUCUCAUAUGACAGAAAAUUCAUAGUGUCACAGAGCCCCAAAAUGUAUGAAAAGUGAUUUUAAUUAUUAGGUCAACAUGGGUCCAUACCUGGACAUUCAUACUUUUUUCUGUGGUGUGAAACCCAGAGCCUGUGUGCUGAGCUACGGCCCCAGCCUCACUUUUGAGGAAACCCAUGAAGAUAAAUAUGUUGAGAUGUUUUUCUAAGAGUGUGGACGCCCGACUCGCCAGCAAGGAAGACCCCACAACAGGAUUCUUCUACACACGUUUAUUGGGAAGGUCUGUGAGUGGAUGCGAAAGACCCUGAGCCCGGAAAAUGGCACUGCUUAUAUAAGCCUAGGAGUGGCGUGGCCCCACAGGAUUGGUUCCGCUUACAGUCUCUCAUUUACACGACCCGGGGCGGGCAGUGACUUGGCACUUUACCCAUCCUGCACAUGCGCACAUUGCUUAUUCACACCGCUUCAGGUUGCAGUCAGCGCCAUCUUGUAAUGGACGCUGAUCUGUGGCUUCCCACAUCUCCCCCUUUUUUAUUUCUUACAAGCCUAUCCCUACGAUCUAGUCAUGAUCUUCCUCAGACCAUAAUGAUCAAGGAGGGAAAAAUCAGGUGGGCAAAGAUCACCCUAUCGCGUGCAAUGGGCAACAUCCCAGCAAUGUGCAAGGGCUGACCUAGCCUGGUGAACCUCACUUGUCCCAGUGCAAUGGGUAAAACCCCUGGGGUGCAAAAGCUGAGGACUCAAGCGCCCGUUAUUUAUGUAGCAUAGCCAGCCACACUUUGGGGGAGGUACCUUGUUCAAUGGCCAUGAGUGCUUGGGCAACAAUCACCUUGUCACAUUUCUGUUGAGAUCUGAAUUUGCAGACCAACCAUAGCAGAAACACAAAUCCACAGCAUAUAAUUGUGCCAAAAAGAAAUAUUCCCACCCAUUCCUUAAAGUAAGAAAAUGAAGAGGUAAGCCAAGAAGUAAAAUUGCCAAA